UACCAGUACCAACUGCUUUCCCAUGGCACUCUUUCUUCCUCUUCUCUGCCUUCUUUCCACUCUCUCCUACGCUCACACCUCUUCGCUAACCCUCCCCGUCACAAAAGACGAUGCAACUCUCCAAUACUUAACAACCCUUUCUUACGGCACCCCCGCUGAAGCUGCAAAAUUUGUUCUUGAUCUCGGAGCCUCUCUCCUCUGGGUUGACUGCGCCUCCAGAGCCACCCCUUCCUCCUCCCUCAACCCCAUCUUCCUCCGUUCAAUUCGCUGCCUCACAGCCAAAACCCCCGAGAUUGAGACCCAAGCAUGGCUCUACAGCCUGGGAAGCCCCGACCAAGACCAAGCCUGUCAAAUUCCGGCGGAGAACAGCAUCACCGGAAAAAGGGUCUCGGAAGGGGACCUGGUGGAGGAUCUGGUGCACCCCUCUCACCAGCUUCUCCUCACGUGCGCCCCAACCCUUCUCUUGAACGGUUUAGCCGCCGGUGCCAAAGGCAUGCUUGGCUUAGAUAGAUCUCGCACUUCUUUCUCCUCCCAGCUUUUCCACUCCCUCGGAACUCAGAGAAAAAUCACUUUUUGCCUCUCUUCCUCUUCUGGGCUUCUCCAAUUCGGCAACGUGGCGCACCACUCUCUCAGAUCCCUCACUUUCACGCCGCUCCUCGCCAACCAGGACCAGACAUACCCUUCCAUUAACGUUAAUUCCGUCAAAAUCGGCGGCAAAAAGGUUUCUUUCAGCGGCGGGGCGGCUCAGCUGAGCACGGUGGUGCCCUACACCACGCUCCAGAGUUCGAUCUAUGAGAAUUUCUCGAGCGCGUAUCUGAAAGCGGCUUUGUCUCUGAACAUGACCCAGGUGGCUCCGGUUGCGCCCUUUGGGCUCUGUUUUGGGUCUGGCGGUGUGGGGAGUUCGGAGGUUGGGCCCAGCGUGCCAGUGAUUGACCUGGUGCUCCAGAGUGAGAUGGUGAAGUGGAGCAUAUACGGGAGAAACUCCAUGGUGCGUGUAAACGACGACGUUAUGUGUUUAGGGUUUGUUGACGGAGGUCAAAACCCUAGAAAUCCGAUUGUGAUUGGAGGAUAUCAAUUGGAGGAUGUGUUGGUGCAGUUUGAUUUUGAUACUUCCAUGGUGGGUUUCAGUUCCUCGCUCUUGAGCAGGCAAACUAGUUGCGCUGACUUCAAAUCUGCCUCCAUGCCUGCCACACAAUCGGUUUCACCUUGGUGAUAAUAUUUUAUUAUUAUUAUUAUUAUUAUCAUCAUCCAUAAAUACCACAUAGUUUUCUUAGAUUAAGGUGAGUUUUGAGGAGUUUAAUCAACAGGUUUUGUAAUAACCUUCUUUUUUUUUUUUGGACUCCCUGCGGUAUGUGUAUACGACUCUGCUUUCUGCUUAUGGCGAUGGCAUUUUUGGUUAAGUGUUUUGGAUAGUAUUUGAAAUUGAAAUACUACUUCUUCUGUAUGGUGUUACCCGAUUGGAACUUGGAAGCCACUGUUUAACUGAUUUA
Cajanus cajan (pigeon pea) is the source of this 1490-nucleotide messenger RNA. RefSeq names its product putative aspartic proteinase GIP2. NCBI's taxonomy places the organism in Eukaryota, Viridiplantae, Streptophyta, Magnoliopsida, Fabales, Fabaceae. Gene Ontology annotation, molecular function: aspartic-type endopeptidase activity. Gene Ontology annotation, biological process: proteolysis. The record is from RefSeq and is a predicted model, not a curated record.